AUGACCUCAAAUAAUGUCAUUUCUCCUAAUUCGGGUGGCUAUGUUUCCGAUAGCGGACCUGCGUAUUACGAUGAUACUAAGAAAAGAGCAAAUUCAAGAAAAUUGAUUACAGAAAAACGGGAAACCGCUAAUCAAUCCAAACAACAGAUAGGAUCGGCAAAUACUAGCGAUUAUAUCGAUCUAUUACGACAUAGCAGCAAAAAUAAUCCUCAAAAUCAUGCAGGUGAUCGUCAAGUAAAAGAUAAAAGCAAUUAUAUUGAUCGGACUUCGCUGCCAGUCAAAAAGUUAUCUAAACCGGAAAAAUCACCAGUAGCAGUCCCAUCGAAUAAUGAUAGCCAAGUUAGUCCGCGGAUUAAAUUAAAAGGGGACAAUGGUAAAAAAAAAGUGAUACAGCAAGAAAACGAAUCUGGAAUCAGCAAGAGGCCUCAAAAAUUAAUAAAAGACAAUAGUCAUCCACGGAAAAAAUUUAAUAAAAAACAUGCAGAAAUGAAUAAAUUUUUAAGAAAUUUAAACUUAGUCCGUAGUCGACUAAUAAGAUCAGCUAGUGAUAGUACACUUAAUAGCCCAAUAGUGCUACAAAUUACUAAAUUUCAAUCCAAAUCUGACCUUAAUGACUCGUUUAAAACGCAUUUACAUAAAAGUCUUAGUGAUAGUGCUCUCUACAAUCGCUGUAAUAGAAAAAAAAAUCACGGUUAUACAAUCAACUACAAAUCGAUUCUAUCAUCGGGUAUUCCAGUUAAGACAAUAUUAAGUCCAUAUGUAGUGACAAGUAAUAAAAAAGCUGCUUCUCAUGUUUCACAAACAAGUAUUAAUUGGUCUCUAGAACCUAACAAUCGAAAAGGAGCUACAACACCAGGAGUAAAAUCAUUUCUUAACGUAGAAGAAGUCCUAGAGGAAUUUAAAAACUCAGAAAGAACAAUUUAUGAAUUGAAGCAUAAAUUGAAUAAUAAUGUUUAUGUUUUUCAUGCCUUCCAAGACAAUAUUACGAAACUAAGUCACGAUAUAAAAGAAUUGCGAGAAAAAUUAUACGAAAAGGAUAUUAAAAUUAUUGAGCUACAAGCCGGUUUAAGAGCUUAUCAAAGUCAGCAUGAAAUUAAUAUUUCCAGUAAAAAUUUGCUAUCGCGACUUGGUAAAAGGAAUACCGGUAGUGCUGGCAGUAACACAGACUCAGGAUCUACAAUUCAACUUGAUCGAAGUGAUACUGGUUCAAUCGAUGCUGGCCAGCUAACAGAUGUGACUACUGAUGACGAAUCUGCCAAGAAUAAGAAAAAGAAGAAAUCCUGGAUCGGUUUUAGAUCAUCGUUUGCGUCUAGAAAGAAAUCUUCAGGUCGUAAAGAUGAUAUAUUUAAUGCAGAUAUAGAUGUAAGAGCUGAUACGGAUCCAAAUUCGCCAAGAACGGCUACGGUUGGGCGAUCUAAAUCUACAAGAAUGGAUACUCCACCUAGUAUAAUAACUAAAAGUAUAACGAACCAGGGGUCAACGGAUAAAGAAGACAUUCUUGAUUCUUCAACAUCGAAAGUAACAGACUUGGAAUUAAUCGAUGAAUUACGAACUGUCAUCAAAACUAAAGACGAACGGCUCAAUCGCUUACAAAGAGAAGCUGUUACUUCAAAUUAUCAAUCACUUCAGUUAACUAAAAUAGUGAAGGACUUGCAAACUCAAAUUCUACAACUACGUCUGGAAAACGAAAAGCUUAACUUUCAAGCUAAUCUUUACUCGUUAAAGACGCCUGAAGCAGGCUCAGAUGAAUCUAUCUCGUUCAGAGAUGAUAUUGGCGUAGGACAAAAUAACAAAUUAAACGCCAAUGUAAAGUUAAAUCAAUUAGUGGUCAAGAUAUAUGUUGGAAGUUCACCAGCAUUGAUACGGCUACUUAUAAAGAGACAUUGCAGCCUAAUUGAUCCCGAGGGAGAGCUCGGUCUUUCAGCAUCUAGCAUCGAAUGCUACGAAAUAAAUACUGUAAAGCGUUACAUAGAAAAACUGAUUAAUUUAAUAGGAGAUGAAGAGAAUAAAUCAAUAAAACCUUUCCAUUGUUCGAAAAAGAAAGACCGCGAUAUGCCGAUGCUGAUUUUAAUCUAUCUAAAAAGUGUUCAACUUGGUUUUACAGACUCUAUAGUAUAUCAAACACUAAUACCAAAAUUUUAUAUUCAGCGAUAUUUAGCAUUGCUAUUAGAUAAUCGCUUUGUCAUAAUUGAUGGCGCUUCUGGGAGUAUAAAAACGUUUCUUGCUUUUAAGCUAGCAGAAUAUUUAGUCCAAAGAUGUGACAAAUCAGUUGAAAAAGGAAUAGGUAUCUUCAAAGUUACCAAUAACGCUGAGGACUUAAUCAGUUACUUGAAGCAGCAACAGAGCAGCGGGUACUAG
This is a messenger RNA of Trichoplax adhaerens, 2358 nucleotides long. RefSeq lists its product as uncharacterized. Lineage: Eukaryota; Metazoa; Placozoa; Uniplacotomia; Trichoplacea; Trichoplacidae. The coding region runs from base 1 to 2358 and encodes 785 amino acids. The transcript has 16 exons. The record is from RefSeq and is a predicted model, not a curated record. Gene Ontology annotation, biological process: nervous system development; neurogenesis.